AUGGAAACAGAAACCGACGUUAUUCCUAUCUGGCAGAACAAGCCUCAUGGAUCCACUCGCAGCGUGGUGAGGCGAAUAGGCUCCACUCUUCCGCUCAAACCACCACAAAGAGCAUGUUUUCAGGAGCUACCAGGCCUGACUUCUCUUCGCCCUAUGGACGGCCCCAUGGUUCCUACCUUGGCAGAUAUUGCCUGGAUAGUUGCGGAUGAAGAGGAGACGUACGCCAGAGUGCGGAGUGACAGUCGCCCUUUGAAACACGAGUGGAGGCCCACACCGCUCCUGGUUCUACACAGGAACUCAUCGGUGCCCAACUUCCGACGAGAGGGCAAGCGAGUGGAAGGCUUGAGAAAGCCUGGCGUUACCGCACUAAACCGCACUACCGCCCUGCAAGAUGAGCUGAGCAGACUUCGAGCGCAAAUUGCAAAGAUUGUGGCCGGCGAUACUGGCUCCAACCCCUUAACUCCUGACCUGCUCUCCCCUGACGACACCACCAUGAGCUUUUCCAUGGCGCCCUUUGAGACCACUCCCUACCAGCCGGCGGCUACGGCAGCCGCCUCUUUUGUUAUUAGCGAUGUCACCGAGGAAGAUGAAGAAGAAGAAGAGGAGGAGGAGGAGGAGGAAGAAGAAGACGACGACAAAGACAUGGUGUCCGUGGUGUCGGAGUUGGUCCCGGACCCCCUCCCGCCAGUCUCUAUGACGGCAUCUGCCACCUUCGACCUGGACCGGCCCAGCAUGGACUACCGCGAGGCAGAGGAAGACACGGUGUCCCUGUCAAAGUCCACCAGCUUUGCCGACGUGAUGGACAUCCUGAAGGACAUGAACCGCAUGAAGAUGAGUAAAGACAGGUAUAACAGAGGCUGUACGUCAUUGAGAGAAGAAGACUCGGCUUCCCUGAUCUCGGAGGCACUGAGGAAAAAAUUUGUCCUGAAGGAUGAAGACAGCAUGGCCGUGAAACGGAAGUAA
Messenger RNA from Nerophis lumbriciformis (worm pipefish), 963 nucleotides. The record is from RefSeq and is a predicted model, not a curated record. NCBI's taxonomy places the organism in Eukaryota, Metazoa, Chordata, Actinopteri, Syngnathiformes, Syngnathidae.